GUAGUGUGGUGUAGUGUAGUGUAGUGUAAAGUAUGUGAUGUAGUGUAGUGUAGUGUAAAAGUGGCUUGAUGGUUAAGGUUGUAGGUUACUGAUCGGAAGGUGGGGGGUUCAAGCCCCAGCACUGCCCUUGAUCUCCAUGCUGUAUCAUGACUGAAAGUAGUGUAGAAAGUAGCAUGCUGGGAUAUGCUGUAAUGUGACUAAUAAAAGACUCAUUAUAAUUAGAGUGAUGUAAUGUGAUGUAGUGUGCUUCUGGCUGUGUGAGGAUUUAGUGGUUGUAUAGAACACUCUCAGAAAUAAAGAUAAUGAAGUUAACGUUUCCUUGUUGCUCAUGUGGUAUCAUUAAUGCUAUAUGUUUUGUACAUUUUAUAUAUUUGAUCUGAAAAAAUGGAAUAAAGUACAUGUUUAAUGGUGUUUUAAUUUGAAGGUGUAUAUAUAAAGUGGACUUUAAGGACCACUGACAUACCUUUAAAGUGUUACUCUAGAAGAUAUGUUAAUUUAAUUAUGAACUUUCCUAAUCAUUAAACACCACAUGCACCUUCUCAGGUAGCAAAGGGCCUACAUAGGGGAUACAUCCGAACCCAAAGAAGGUCUCUAACACCCAGCUGAAUAAUGUCUGAUUCCUGUCGAAAUGUCACUGAUCUGAUGAUUACUAUUUCUGAUGAAUAAAAUUUCACUUCCACAUAAAAUCUCAGCCACGGACUUUCCGCGUUUAGAAAUCUGAACUCGUGGAAUGGGGGCGUGUCUAAUGAGGACAGGGCGUGCCCAGUGCGCGCGGGGCGUGGUUUGCUGUCUGAUAAAUUCCGUUGCGCUGAGCUCGAGUCAGACACACCGAGAAUCAGUGCUCAGAGACGCGUACCGAGCAGAGCGACACACCGAGCAGACAUGUACACCAGACCCACCUCCAUGAGCUUCACCUACCCGAGCCACAGCGCGAGCUACAGACCGGUGGCGCGCAGCACCGAGCCCGAGGUGUUCACCUUCGACCGGAUCCCGGUUCAGCACUUCAGCCCGCCGAGGCAGCCGCAGCGCCGCAGAGUAAUGCGAGUCAUGUACCCGGCCAAAGUGCGCAAAUACCUGCCUCCGGCCGAGAAGAGCCCCGCCAAGCGCUGGCUGCUGGCGCUGUGCCUGGUGCUGCUGGCGCAGAUUUACACCGAGCGCGACGACGAGCUCGACAUCACGGAACCGGCCGCGCUCUCAAACGCUCUCUCCGCGGAUCUGCCGGGCGAUGAUGCGUCUGCGUCCUCGCCGCUCUUCCUGCACUUCCGCUCGGCCGAGGAGAGCGCCAUGCGCAUGACCAGCUGCUCCAAAGACUCUGGGCCGUGGAUAAACACGACGUGCGAGGCGGAGGAGACAGAAGUGCAGGAACACCGUCAGCACCGCCUGCAGCAGAGGAAAAACCCCUACGUGGUGGCGCUCCUGUAUCCCGCUGUUCUCCACACGCUGGGCUGCGAGCAGUGAACACCCUCCACCCAUCCACCCAUCCAUCUAUCUAUCUAUCAAGCACUGAUGGAGGCUCUCAGAGACAGAGAGACAGCAGGCUGAGGAAGACAGACAGAAGGUGUUCACCUCAGCUGGACUGUUCUGUGCACAUCUGCAUGAACACCUGCAUUGUUCAUGAAGUAAUUAAUCACUGAAGAACUGCAUUACUGAGUAGAAUGAAGAGGUUAAAUCAGCACUUUUCCUGUGCAGAGAUGCGAGACAGGAACUGACCGAGACACUUUAAACACUUUUGAUGGACUAAACUUGAACUUGAAGUGUAACUUUAUAUAUUUAUUGUAAAAUAAUAAUAAUGAAAUCGGGUACUGUGUAAGACAGGACUACAGACCCGUGUGAUGAUGAUGAUGAGCAACACUUGAACUCUCUGAACCAGUUGUUUGAUGAAGAAAUGCUGUUCCAUGCUCACUCUUGUAGUUAUUUAUUCUGUGCUAUUUAUGUCAUGAAUAUUUAAUGUCCUAUUUAUUUUUCUGCGUAAAAUAAACAUGUGAAGUUUGCAUACUUGUGUUUCCCUUAGCUUUUUUUUAGUCGCUGAAUAAUACCAGAAGGAGAAUAGACAGCCAUGAAACACAACACACACACACACACACACACACACACACACACAGGCACAGGCACAAGCACAAGCAUGUCAUCUCACAGAGUAAAAAAAACAAUACUGGGGCUUUUAGCUAUAAACAGGUUUCUACUUGCAUGACGAUACAGGAACACUGUUAAGAUA
This is a messenger RNA of Ictalurus furcatus (blue catfish), 2215 nucleotides long. RefSeq names its product immediate early response 3 (gene ier3). The transcript has a single exon. Gene Ontology annotation, biological process: negative regulation of apoptotic process. NCBI's taxonomy places the organism in Eukaryota, Metazoa, Chordata, Actinopteri, Siluriformes, Ictaluridae. The record is from RefSeq and is a predicted model, not a curated record. The coding region runs from base 883 to 1458 and encodes 191 amino acids.